GCUUGGUCCCUCGUCCACAUGGGCGUACAGCCGGCAGGUUCUCAACAUGAUCCAGGGCCACCUUGGCCAGCACGAGUCGCCCGAGAUACCUCUCAACGUCGAUGCCCAGGCGUUCAGGUUGGACUGGCCGUCGUCCCGGAAUGUGGCGUCCCAAACGACGACGCCGACGGCCGACCUUCCCUCGCUCGACUACGCCCUGUACCUGACGAACACGGUCAAGUUCCACCUAGGACAGACGUAUCACCUGUUCGACGAAGAAGGGUUCAUGGCCGGACUGUACGACUUCUAUCGGCGAGGCCCGAGUACGGAACCGCCAGCGGAUGCGCGGCUGUGGUACAUACAGUUUCUGCUCAUCAUGGCCUUCGGAAAGGCCCUCCUGGUCCCCGGCAACCCGGCGCAGACUCCGCCUGGAAGCGGUCUGGUGACCCGGGCCCUGGAGCUUCUUCCCGACGUACAUGGUCUGUACCGGGACCCUGUCUUGUCGGUUGAGAUCUUGUGCUGUCUUGCCUUGUAUCUCCAGUCGGUCGACCACAGGAACAGCGCAUACACCUACAUCGGCCAGGCGUUCCGGAUAGCCCUCACUCAGGGUUUGCACCGGGAGCCUUUGCAGGGCCUGCUCAACGACGCCGAAGCGAACAGGCUCCGGUGCAUCUGGUGGACUCUCUAUAUACUGGACCGGAAGCUGUCGUCCCUGAUGGGUGCGCCUAACUCGAUCCAGGACAGCGACAUCACCGUCCAACUGCCGAGGUCGGACCCGGCAGUUCACAAGCACAAGGCCCUUGGCAUUCACGUGGUUCUCUCACAGCUGCUCGCCAAGGUCUUGAACACCGUCUACGGCGUCGACGGGAAGCUGGACCCCUCGUUCCUCAAGAGUGUCCAGGAGGUCCUGAGAGACAUGGCAGCGCUCGCGCCGCAGCUCACGGCCGGGUUCGAAUUCAAGCUCAACAGCUCGGAACCUGCAUCGAGAGUGGCUGCGACUCUGAACCUUUGCUACCAUCAGUGUGUCGUCCUCGCCACGCGCCCGCUUCUCAUGUGUCUGUUGCAGGAUGUCCUCGCACAACACGGAAGCACAAACCGAGGCCUCGCCAGACCGAUCAAGGCUUUGCUGACGACCUCGUCAGAGUCGGCGAGCAAGUCGCUCCGCAUCCUGUCAGCGCUGCAGUCGCAGCAUCUCUUGGUAUCAUCAACUGACGUCGCUCAACCAGAAUCAUUCCUCCCCUUCGACCUGGAGCAGACCUUCUCGGCCGCCUUCGUCCUCACCUUGAUGACGGCGGUGCCCGGUCUCCCGACGCGAAACGGCGAAUAUGUGCAGACGGCUUUCGGCAUCCUGGACACCAUGAUGGCGCGGGGCAAUGUGGUGGCGCGCUAUCGAAGAGAAGAACUGGAGAAGCUGCAAGAAAUGCUGCGUCUCGCGCAGGCCCGGCUCUUCCAAGCAGCGGCGGCGGCUAGUGGAGACGUCAUGAACAGCACCGACAACCUCGGCCUCGAUACGCAGUCCGCCAACGUAUUACAGACGAACCACGUAUGCCAAGACGUGCCAGGUGAGGGCGGUCCCGCCACCGGCAGCACAGCCAACGGCCUGGCGUCGGAGCAGAUGCUGUCGAUCGCCGGGCUGCUCGACUGGGAGCCCAACGUGGCGGCCCUCGAAGACGAUCAGCUCGCGGGAAACUGGCUUUGGACUGACCCGAUCGCGCCCGACUUUGACUUUGGCGGCGAGCUGCUGUGAAGUGCCAACACAUUAAUACCUCGUCGAAACGCCCGCCCGCCUGCCUGCGCCAACUCAACGAAGCAGCGGAGAGGCCUCUCACGGACAGAGGGCACAUCACCCGAGAGUCAGUUCGCCGGGUCUCUUCCCAAAGGUUCCACACUUAGAUGUGGAGCGUGGACGGUGGCCCCGGUGAAAGAAGUGGGAAAGACGUCGAGAAGGAAUGGAAAAGAGUGAAUCUCUUUGCUAAUGAAAAGGUCUUAAUCUUGCGGGGUAUGACCAUUUAGAAACCUCAACAAGCUCUUGGCUUU
Messenger RNA from Colletotrichum destructivum, 2016 nucleotides. RefSeq lists its product as uncharacterized. Gene Ontology annotation, molecular function: zinc ion binding; sequence-specific DNA binding. Bases 47 to 1726 code for a protein of 559 amino acids. The transcript has 5 exons. The record is from RefSeq and is a predicted model, not a curated record. Gene Ontology annotation, biological process: DNA-templated transcription; positive regulation of transcription by RNA polymerase II. Gene Ontology annotation, cellular component: nucleus. Lineage: Eukaryota; Fungi; Ascomycota; Sordariomycetes; Glomerellales; Glomerellaceae.